AUGAAAGGCUCGACGGCCCUCGCUGUGCUUCUCGGGCUGGCUUCAGCCAGUCCGACGCCGACGGCCGAGGUCCAAACCCAGCACAAGGCACCUUGGAAUCUCCGAACAAUCUCCCAUCGGUCUAGUCCUAGGUUUCCGAUGGUCAAUUUUUUCCGCAACUUCAAGUACUACUAUCAAUCCUGGCCCAGCGACAAGACGUACUAUGCGUAUGUUGUUGAUUCAGGUGUUCGAAUUUCACACAAAGAGUUUGAGGGUCGGGCUGAGAACCUUUGGACUGCCUUGAAAACGAGAGAUGGCAAGGACGAUUUUGAGGAUAAGAGUGGUCACGGCACUCAUGUUGCUGGAACCAUUGCCGCCAAGACAUAUGGUGUGGCCAAAACUGCCCGGGUGGUUUCUGUCAGGGUCCUCGACAAGGAGGACCGGGCGCCAACGUCGACAAUCAUAAAGGGCCUAGAGCAGGCCAUCUCCGAUAUCGCAAAAAAGAACCGCCACAAUAAUGCCGUCAUUAACAUGUCGGUGGGGGCGGAGUGCUCCACGGCCAUGAACACCAUAAUUCAGAGGGCGUAUAAGCGCCGGGACGCGAGCGGUAAAGGCUUGGCCAGUAUUCUUGUUGUAGCCGCCUCCGGCAAUGAGGGUGCCGAUGCUUCCACCUGCUCACCCGCUUCGUCGAAUGACGCUUUAACCGUGGGGGCCAUCGAUUCAUCUUGGAACGUUGUAAAGUGGUCUAAUUACGGGAGAAAGGUCGAUAUCUUGGCUCCUGGAGAUGGGGUCACCUCGCUUUCUAGUAAGAGCGACUAUGGUACCGAAACCAUGUCGGGCACUUCAAUGGCUGCGCCCCAUGUUGCUGCCCUGGCACUAAACGCCAUGGCCGUCUUCUCCAAGUUGAGCAAUGAAGUCAAGUUUUAUCUGGGACAGACUGCCACCAAGGACAUGAUCAAGGGUGACCUUCGUGGCGCGCCAAAUUUGCUCGUGAAUAAUAACAAUAAUGAACAGGAGAGCUGUGAGCGCCGCAGCCAGCCAAAGAAUGAGAAUGAGGACGAUGCUUGUUGA
Molecule: messenger RNA, 1050 nt
Organism: Metarhizium acridum CQMa 102
Lineage: Eukaryota; Fungi; Ascomycota; Sordariomycetes; Hypocreales; Clavicipitaceae
Biological process (GO): proteolysis
Molecular function (GO): serine-type endopeptidase activity
Source: RefSeq, a predicted model, not a curated record